UUCGUUUGCAAUUAUUUCAGAUGAUUACGAGUUUACAAUUUGAAAUCUAAGAAAGAAUAGAUUCUAUUUAAGGUUCAGCAGUUUCUGCUUGCUCAAGCAGCCAGUCUACUAGCCAGCUGAGUAUGCAGACUGCAGCAGGAAAAUACUACAGAAAGGUGGAACUUUUACAUUCGGCUGCAGAUUUGCAUACACACAGCAGCUGCUACAUUGCUGUAUUAUCAGUAUUGUUGUUGGCACCGACAGUGUCUGGCCUCACCAUUUCACCCACAGUCGUGAUGCAACAUGACGACAUGUCUCUACAUUGUCCGUUUUCCAUCAGAAAUUGUAACUGUGAUAACAUCAUAUGGUACAAGGACAACACUAUACUUCAGACGAACACACCAAAUCACAUACAGACAGCAUCAAAAUCAAUUGUCCACAUUAAGCGUGUGACAACAAGAGACUCGGGUUACUACAGAUGCGAAGCACAAGUGAAUGGGAGAGUAGUCAGGAAUUCACAAGCCAAGCUGAUGGUUCAACAACCAGUAGUUGUUAACAUCAACCCACACAAAGACAGAGUCCAAGUUGGUGAUUCAGUGACCAUAACCUGCACUGCUCACAACGCUUUUCUCACAUUAUGGCAAUUCAAUGGUCGACAACUAGACAAACAUUCAUUACGAUCGCAACACACGAUUGCAACAGAACAACAUGGCAAUGACGCUCACUCCACGUUGAUGAUUACAAACAUUCAGAGAGAAGACAAAGGAACAUACAUGUGCCGAGGAUUGAGCGAAGUAGCAUCUAAGGCAUCUUCGACAGAACUUAUUAUAGAAUAUGCUCCUUCUAUUAACAUCACAUCCAGCAGACAAGGUGUGGUGACAUCGGGUCGGCAAGUCAGUCUACAAUGUCAUGCUAAUGCACAGCCACUUGCUGAGAUUGAGUGGUACUACAAUGGGACUUUUGUGACAAAUCGUACAAGCAAGCUGUCGUUUGGCAAUCUUCAGGUGGAAGAUAGUGGUGUGUAUGAAUGUCGAGCAACGAAUCGUUUGGGCACUGCAAUCGCAUCAACUCAUCUUAGAAUUAAAGAUAGAUUAACUUUCUACCUAGAGAAGUCACACCAGACUGUUCAUCUUGGUCAUUUUCUACAAGUCCCAGUGAAUGUCAACCACAGCCAUCCUCACAUCACUUGGUUUAAAGGAGGAAAAAGGAUUUCCUUUGAAUCAGACAAACAUUACAAAAUGGAUGACAAAGGGUCACUAUUUGUUCUUGGUGCUGUAAAAGAAGACAAUGCAACGUUUAAGUAUCGUCUGCAUUUGUCAGAGAUUGCUGUCAUCCAAGAAUGUGUUGUCACAGUCUUAUAUCCUCCAUCACCCGUCAGGAACCUGACAGUUCUUAUAAACAAGUCAACACACGGGAUAACAGCGGCAAUCCUCUCUUGGCAGAAACCAUUAGACAACGGCAAUAGCCAGUUGGCUUCAUAUCGCGUGACAAGUCGCAAAACCUCCUCUCCCCACUACACCAUUACCACAUCAGUCACCAUUCCUGCAGAGCAAGUAACACUAGAGGUGACCAUCAACGAGACAGCAGUCUGGAUGUUUAGUGUCAUCGCAGAGAACACAAAAGGAUACAACAGCAGCACUCGAUCAACACAGAAAUUCAAUCUUGUUGUGCGUGUGCGAUCACCUCGUCCUCCAUUUUCUCCUCCAGUCAGCAAAUACACAACGUUGACAUUCAGGCUGCUCCUAGUGAAGACACGAUGCAGUGACGAGACAAGUCACGUGACCAGUGAUGCAGUGAGAUCUCGACUUGUACAAAUCAUCAAUUCUCUGUCUCCGGAAUUUCGAAUUUCAGAUGAAGCUUUGCAUGUCGUUGAUCUUGACCGUUAUGGCGGUGAAGGGAUUUCCUUGUUAGCAAAUGUAUUGUAUGACAGAGGGAACGCACAACACAUUGCCACACGACUGACUGAUUGGGUAAAGUCUCAGUCUGAUAGUCGGGUAGUAACAUUGUCUGGAAUUCCUCUCACAGUGAGUUACACCUGCCCGACGGUCGUUGAUAUGCGUGAUGGAGUUCACAGCCAUCAACUCUGUCCGAUCACUUGGGAUGAAGGAAUAUUGGAUUGUAGCAAAUCUAUGACGUCGAGAUACGUUCAACUGAAGAAGUGGUUGAUAAUACUAUCUGCUGUGUUGGGUGCCAUUUUUGUAACACUCCUUGUUGUCAUCAUUGUUGUGAUGAUUGCGAACAGAGAGCGUGGAAAUAAGACACAGAGAAGAUCAACGGAAUGUGUACAUGGAACCCAACGUGAACAAGCUAAGUCAGAUCAGCUUCACCGGACACGCUCCCAUCUCCAACAAAGUCAAACUCCCAAUCCACAAAACAACAGCAAGCGUGAUGACACAAGCAAUCCACCUCACACUACACCUGAGCCUAUUUACAUGAAUACACAGGGAUCUGUCAGUGUAACUACAGAUGUGACACCAAACGUCACUUAAUGAAGAGCAACAAACUGUUGUUGGUUGCUAUGGAGACACCUUGACAGGUUUGCUCCAGAACAUAUUAAUUAAGCAAACAAUAUAUGUAGUGUUAUAUGAUAAUAUUAUAUUAUUUUUAUUUGCACUAUAAACUAAUAUAAUUAAUUAUUUUCCUAUUGUGUUUCAAGUACAUGAUAUCUAC
Messenger RNA from Corticium candelabrum, 2649 nucleotides. Its product is annotated as hemicentin-2-like. The record is from RefSeq and is a predicted model, not a curated record. The coding region runs from base 123 to 2468 and encodes 781 amino acids. Gene Ontology annotation, molecular function: protein binding. The transcript has 7 exons. NCBI's taxonomy places the organism in Eukaryota, Metazoa, Porifera, Homoscleromorpha, Homosclerophorida, Plakinidae.